Penicilliopsis zonata CBS 506.65 is the source of this 2420-nucleotide messenger RNA. RefSeq lists its product as hypothetical. Bases 488 to 2104 code for a protein of 538 amino acids. Gene Ontology annotation, cellular component: membrane. Gene Ontology annotation, molecular function: carbohydrate:proton symporter activity. The transcript has 2 exons. The record is from RefSeq and is a predicted model, not a curated record. NCBI's taxonomy places the organism in Eukaryota, Fungi, Ascomycota, Eurotiomycetes, Eurotiales, Aspergillaceae. Gene Ontology annotation, biological process: carbohydrate transport; transmembrane transport.
UAGUACUUACUUAGUACUUAUUAUUAAUGCCUGUACGUAGUCUACAGAGUAUUUGUACUCGUACUUCUGACUGUCUAGACUCUAGACCCUAGACUUUAGACUCCAGGAAUGGCGAGUACUCCGUAAUCCCAGCCUGCGUUCCCACAAUAACAAUCACACGGCCAUUGACUGGAUAGGCCAAGCCAGACCAAGAGGCCAAAUCCAUGAGUCCCCCUUGGCACGCCUCGGAAAACUCUAACAGAAGAAAAACGCACAUGGCGAUUUUGACUUUUCCUCUUCGUUUUGCCGCACAUUGUCUUUCUCCGCGAUCUGCGAUGGGUCCGGGGGGUCUGGGGUCCGGGGUAUAAAUCCCUUCCUACUCUCCCUUUUCACACUUAUCAUCACUGCUUCUCUUCUCUCUUCACUCUUCUCUCUCUUCUCUUCUCUUCUCUUCUCUUCUCUCUUCUCUUCUCUUCUCUUCUCUUCUCUCUUCUCUCUUCUCUUCAAUAUGGGCAUCCUCGCGCUGGUCGAGGACCGCCCCACCCCGAAAGAGGUGUACAACUGGCGCGUCUAUCUCCUUGCCGCCGUUGCCUCCUGCACCUCAUGCAUGAUCGGCUAUGACAGCGCCUUCAUCGGGACAACCCUCGCCCUCGCCUCGUUCAAGGAUGAGUUCCACUUCAACGAGAUGAGCACGAGCGCCGUCAAUCUGUUGAACGCAAACAUCGUCAGCUGUUACCAGGCCGGCGCCUUCUUUGGCUCCUUCAUGGCCUACCCCAUCGGUCACUUCUGGGGUCGUAAGAUCGGCCUCAUCUGUGCUUCCUUGAUCUUCAUCCUUGGUGCGGGACUCAUGCUCGGCGCAAAUGGCGAUCGCGGUCUGGGGAUCCUCUAUGCCGGUCGGGUCCUUGCUGGCUUGGGUGUCGGGGCCGGUUCGAAUAUCACCCCCAUUUAUAUCUCUGAAUUGUCGCCGCCGGCGAUCAGAGGCCGUCUCGUCGGUGUUUACGAACUGGGAUGGCAGAUUGGUGGUCUGGUUGGAUUCUGGAUUAACUUUGGCGUCAAUGAAACCCUCCCCUCAAACCAUAAACAAUGGCUGAUUCCCUUUGCCGUGCAACUGAUCCCGUCUGGUCUGCUGAUUAUCGGGGCGGUGUUCAUCAAAGAAUCCCCGCGCUGGCUGUUCUCGCGUGGCCGUCGCGAAGAGGCAAUCAGUAACCUGAGCUGGAUGCGCCAGCUGCCCGUCGACGAUUUAUACAUGAUCGAGGAGAUUGGAGCGAUUGAUCUCGCGCUGGAGCAGCAGCGGGCCACUAUCGGCAUGGGAUUCUGGAAACCGUUCCAAGCCGCCGCCACCAACCGCAAAGUCAUGUACCGGCUGUUCCUGGGUAGCAUGCUCUUCUUCUGGCAGAACGGGUCCGGCAUCAACGCCAUCAACUACUACAGCCCGACGGUGUUCAAGAGCAUCGGCGUGACGGGCACAAACACCAGCCUGUUCACGACGGGAAUCUUCGGCGUGGUCAAGACGGUGGUCACCAUCGUCUGGCUGCUGUGGUUGAUCGACCGGGUCGGCCGUCGCUUGCUCCUGCUGAUCGGCGCCUUGGGGGGUUCGGUGUGUCUGUGGAUUGUGGGCGCGUACAUCAAGAUCGCCCAGCCGACCAAACACCCGCGCACAGACGGCACCCUGAGCGGUGGCGGCAUCGCCGCCAUGUUCUUCUUCUACCUGUGGACGGUGUUCUAUACACCGACCUGGAACGGAACCCCCUGGGUGAUGAACUCGGAGAUGUUCGAGCCCAACAUGCGGUCCUUGGCGCAGGCCUGUGCCGCCGCCAGCAACUGGCUGUGGAACUUCCUCGUCUCCCGCUUCACCCCGCAGAUGUUCGCCAAGAUGGAGUACGGCGUCUACUUCUUCUUUGCCUCCUUGAUGCUCCUCUCCAUCGUCUUUGUCUUCUUCCUCAUCCCGGAGACAAAGGGUAUCCCCCUCGAGAGCAUGGACCAGCUGUUCGAGAUCAACCCGGUCUGGAAGUCGCAUGGCGUCCUGCUUGAGCGGCUGAGAGAGAACGAGGCCGAGUUCAGACGCGAGAUCAAGAACGCCGGCCUUCCGGAGAAGGAGACCGUCGAGUGUGUCGAAGGGGUUUAGCGACAAUUGCCAUUAUCUUGAUAUACCUUCCAUUAGUUAUAGCUUUAUACAAUAUACCUUACAUUAGUAUCAUUAUCUUGAAUAUCUUCAUACUAAAUAUUCAUCCGCAUCAACGUCCCCAGCCAAGGCGCUUUAUCUGCUCUCGGCAGACUAAAGUCGUCGAUGGCCUGAAAUCCUUGCUGUUCAUAGUAUCGGACCAGUUUCUUCUGGUUCCCCGCCCAGCCGUCCAGGUAGAUCACCCUUUUCUGCCUGGCAUGCCCAUACUUCUGGAUCUCACGGAGAAGAGCCGCCCCGGCGCCGUGGCGGAGACUGCUGU